Vigna angularis (adzuki bean) is the source of this 1905-nucleotide messenger RNA. Its product is annotated as snRNA-activating protein complex subunit. Gene Ontology annotation, biological process: snRNA transcription by RNA polymerase III; snRNA transcription by RNA polymerase II. Lineage: Eukaryota; Viridiplantae; Streptophyta; Magnoliopsida; Fabales; Fabaceae. Gene Ontology annotation, cellular component: snRNA-activating protein complex. The coding region runs from base 527 to 1840 and encodes 437 amino acids. The transcript has 14 exons. The record is from RefSeq and is a predicted model, not a curated record. Gene Ontology annotation, molecular function: bent DNA binding; RNA polymerase II cis-regulatory region sequence-specific DNA binding; RNA polymerase III type 3 promoter sequence-specific DNA binding.
AAAUAAAGAAUAAGAAUAACCAAUGUCGCAAGAAAGCUUGAAAUUUCUCUAGAAAAAGAAAUCAUCUUUUUGUUCCGUAGUGUAGCUCUCACUCACGUUUGGGACUGCGAGGGCAAACCAACGAAGAAGACUUCGAUUUGUGUCUCGGCCAAUGACGGUCUGGAGAACGUUUUCUUUUGAUACAGGAAUAGUUAAAAAGGUUAUUGGGGAAAUCGAAGAAAUUACUGGAGAAAAGCUGACUUCGUUUUUGAAGAAUUCAUUGCAAAUCAAAACAAGUUUACAUCAGGAUAAAAAUCUCCGUGGACUCAAUUAAAUUUUUUUGAUACUGUGAUACUUAUGCGUUGAACACAAAUGAUGAAAAGAAGUGUAGAGGCUAAAAUACUUGUAUUUAUUAGUGUGGACUGUCCCGGCAAUAUCUUCCUAGCUGUUGGUUGAGAAUAUAAUAUAUAUUAUACACAGUCACUGCCUAAAUUUCAGAAGUGGUUCUCUGUGAUCUGAAACUUGAUUAUAUCAGUGAGAAGGAGGAAUGGAAUGUUCAAUUCCAGAGGCCGCAGAAUGCGAUCUCUCCAUUCCAAUUCCGAGGGGUGGACCCAUUUACGUUCCCAACAUGGUCGGCCCCUCCACUAGGGUUCCUCACUUUCAGACUUCUCUUCUUUCUGAACUUCAGAAUCUUGAGGCUGAAUUGUCUGAAGAUUUCUCUCACCUUGAUAUCUCGGUGGAUGACCUUAAAAUAUUUACCGAGGACCAGUUGAUGGAUAUCGCUCUCAAAGAAGUAUUUAAGGGCACUGAGAACGAUGAAAAUCAUCCUCCUCUUCCAGACCAACCCAAUGCAAGGUGUGGUGACAAGAAAUCAAAAAGAAAGAGAAGGGGAACAAAUAAUUAUGUUCUUGACAUUGACUGUAUAGAAAAGGUGGAGCAAGUGGUGAGAAUCAAACAGAAGCAGGAAGAAGACAAAGCAGCAGCCAAGCUUCAUUCAUUUAAUCCUGCUUUCAAGAUCAAUGAAGCUGCACAUAAAUCAACUAAAACGGAAAGGAUGAGGACCCUUAGGUCUACGAGUUCCACCAGAAAGCAGGUCAACACUGUCAGCCUUCAGGAACACGUACCUGUGCAGUAUCCUGAAGUUGUUUUGUUUGUGGAGGUUUACCAUAAUGUUCGCAAGGGUACCAAGAUCCAGGAGUUAUUAGUUCUUGGAGGACAGAUGUUAACUGCACUAAGGGACAAGAUCUUUUGCUCAACAGACCAGGUGAUGCACAAAGCUGGGCAGCAUGAUCCUUCUGGAUAUUUUCUCAUCGAAGAUGUAUUCUGCCCUGAUUUGAGGGAUCCAUCUGCUAUUGAUCUCACAAGACCUAUAUUGGAUUGGCUCCAAAACUCCAAGGAGGAGGCACAAAAGAAAUGGGAAUAUAUUAUAACUGGAGAGCUGCAGAAGAAACAAAAGGCAAUCAUGGGUGAACAAUCUGCAUCACAGUUGCCUCACUUUAGAUCCAUUGAGAUGCAGAAGUUACGUUUUUGUGACUUAAGCUUUCAACUUGGUGCUGGAUAUCUCUAUUGUCAUCAGGGUAACUGCACCCAUACCUUAGUGAUACGAGAUAUGAGAUUAAUUCAUCCUGAUGACGUGAAUAAUCGAGCUCUCUAUCCAAUAAUCACGUUUCAACUGAAGUUACGUUUUCAGAAGUGCAGUGUUUGCAAAAUAUUCAGAGCUACAAAGAUCACUGUGGAUGACAAAUGGACACCAGAAAACCCUUGUUAUUUUUGUGAUGAAUGUUUUUCCCUACUUCAUCAAGCAGAGGAUGGCUCUGCAUUAUAUACCGACUUUGUAGAGUAUGAUUACAACCAUGAUUAAUUGCUGAUAGCCUUGGACGAACACCAACAGGCGAUUAAAGUUACUUACAAAAAGCUCAUUCAAAA